UGUCCGUUCGUUCGUCCGUCUGUCAGUGUGCGCCUGCAGGCGUGAGGGUGCGUGUCUGUGUGCUUGUGGGGGUACAUGCUUGUGGACUUCUAUGGGUGUAUGUCUGUACGAUGUGUGGGGCUGUGCAGGAGAGUGCCUGUGUGUGCCUGUGUGUCCACACCCGUGCGCUGCAUGUGCAAGCCUGUUUUGGGGUGUAUAUGGUGGUGUGUGUGAGCAUCCCUGGACAGAAUGUGUGUGGAGAGCUGUGUGUGUGCAGCUCAGGAGAGUCACAGGUGAGCUUAUAACUAGACCUACAUGUACUUGGGUAAGUGUGCGUAUAUGUGAGGGUGUAUUCAGAUGCACACACAUCUGUAUGUGAAGGUGUGUGCCCAUGUAGCUCUGUGCUUUGGUCUGAGAAUGGAUGCACCUUGAUGUGUUUCUGCGUGCUGUGGUGCCCAAUUGCAGGGUGUAUGCACAUCCAGGGCAGCAGGCGUGUGUCUGUGUGUGUGAUCUGUCCCUGAGUGUGUACGUGUGUAGGUGUGCAGGAUACCCUGCAGGUGCUUACCCUGCACCCCACAGGACGUCAAGGCGGCCAUGAGGCUCCCGCUGGCUUUCACCGUGCUGCUGCUGGUCUCGGCACAGGCACUGGCUGAUGAGGUGGCAGCUCCCGAUGACCUCAGCUACUGGGCAGACUGGGCCGACGGUGAGCAGAAGGAGGAGCUGCCGCUUCCCCUGGAGCACUUUCUGCAGAGGAUGGCAAGGAGACCCCGGCCCCAGCAGUUCUUUGGCCUCAUGGGCAAGCGGGAUGCGGGAUAUGGCCAGAUCUCCCACAAAAGGCAUAAAACAGACUCCUUUGUUGGACUUAUGGGGAAAAGAUCUUUAAGUUCCGGAUCCUCUGAAAGGAGCAUAGCACAGAAUUACGAGCGAAGGCGUAAAUGAUACAUUCCUGUGCGUUAUUUAUUGAAUUUCAUUUGUUCAAAUGGCCAAUGCAGUGUAAUAUAAACUAACCACUGUAUGGAAUAAUUAUUUAUUUAACAAUACUAAAUGGUUUUGCGUUGUUUUUUUUUUUUUUUUUUUUUUUUUUUUUUUUUUUUUGAGUAAGACGUUCAAUAAGAUGAUUAUUUUUCAUGUAGUGGCAGCGACACGUGUUGCGUAGGAACAUUGGGUCCUGGAAGGACACCUCCUUCAGGACCGGCCACCUUGGUGACGUCUCACAACAAAGCACAUUGUUCAAUAUGACCUGUAGAGUUAUGUUCACCAAACAAAGGUUCUUUUAUUCAUCAAAAGUGAGUCUGUAUCAGCUUCACAACCAUGCAGAACAGAGCUGAUGUACAGUCUAGUGCCUCGAUUUGUUUUCAUGGUUUUUAAUGUACUGUAAUUUCUGUAUCAAAAUAUAUUUGUAUCAUUGCAGCAUGUUUUACGUUUUCUGACUACAUAUCUAUAUAUUUUAAAAAGGUGGGAGGGGUAAGGUUUGAAUGUGAAUCCGAAGUCUUCGUUUCAUAGCCUGGAAUUUUAUGAUAGUAACAUUUUAAAUAAAAUCUACUCUGGGGAUUUUGCAACAUACUUCCUUUGGUGAUAGUGAUGGCAUUAUUUCCAGAAUGAGACACGGAUCCACGCAACUCAGACUAGAAAACACAGCAAUGUGUAAUGACUUCCUUUUGCAGGGAGGCUGUGGGCCUCCUCCUGUAGGGCCAGCGAAAGCUCUGGGGGAUUUGCUACUGGAGGCAGCAGCUCUGGGUCACUCAAGGUGCCACUGAAUCUCACCCCUAUGGAAUCCAAAGUCUGUGCUGACUGAGUGAGAAGGGCCCACCGUGUCCUCCAGCUCAUUUGCUGUGGAUUUCAUCCACUAUUGUCUGUUAUUUGAAAGCCAAGCUUUUAAUAAAUUGUAGCCCUCUGAUUCACAAUAAAAACACCUGUUGACUUGGACCAAUGCAAUGUAAGAGAAAAA
Messenger RNA from Phasianus colchicus (ring-necked pheasant), 1927 nucleotides. The record is from RefSeq and is a predicted model, not a curated record. NCBI's taxonomy places the organism in Eukaryota, Metazoa, Chordata, Aves, Galliformes, Phasianidae.